Messenger RNA from Paramecium octaurelia, 888 nucleotides. The record is from the annotation of a GenBank genome assembly. NCBI's taxonomy places the organism in Eukaryota, Ciliophora, Oligohymenophorea, Peniculida, Parameciidae.
AUGAAAAACGGCAUAUUGCUUAAAAAUGAGUUAUCAUUUUCGGGAAUCAAAAAACUUUUACUUCAAUUAGAUGAAUUGUAGGAAUUAUAUCUAGCUAUAAUGGAAUAGACUUAGAUAUAAUUAUAGAAUAUAAACUAUUACUCAGAUUGUAAACUCAAUAUAACUUAAAUUUACUCAUCCAAUAAGCCACUUGAAUUAAUAGAAAAAUUGUAAAAUUAUUUAAUCGAAAUGAAGCAUCAGAAGAACCCAAAAUACAUAAAAUUGAAUAAAAAAUCAAAAUAACUAAUAAUUAGUUUAACAAAAGCAAAAUCUGUACAAUAACAAAUCAAUUAAUACUUAGAAAUACUUUCUAAUCUUGUAAAAAAGCUAAAGUAUAAAAAGGAAUGCUAAAUUUUAAUUACUUCGAUUUCGUUGAUAUUAAAAAAACGAUAAAAAUUUCAGCUUAAAUUAUUAUAAAAACAUAAUCAACUUUCAGAAAACUUAAAUUCAAUUUCACAGCUAGUAAUAAAUUAAGAAAAUGUUAAGGACAAUAUGAAAUAAUUUCUUGAGAUUAAAACCUUGCAAAACAUUUUAGAGUAGAAAGUGGGUAUCAAAAGCAAAAGAAAAAAAUAAGAAAUAGAAUCAUUAUCCAAAACUAUCAAAAUAAAAGAGGAAUAUGAACAUUCAAGUUUUUUUCAAGAUAAGCAGAUUAAUUAAUAAUAGUAUUAAGGCUAAUAGUAAAUGUAUUACAAUAAUUUCAUCUAUCAAAUGUAUCAGUCGUAUUGUUACUUCAAUUAGCUUUAGUAAACUAAAUGUAAUAUCUGGAAUUCGUAGUUACUUUAUAAUUAGAAUCCUUUCAUGUAUCACUACUACCCUUAAUUUCAAUAAAAUACCUAAUAAUAAAUAUGA